AUGAUUUCUUUGAAAGACUCGGGUGCUAAUGAUCAGGAGAUUGUUGGCAGAUUUUUGCCCUACUGUUCCAAUGCUAUUUCGCUCAAGAAAGAUCCUGAUGCUCAAACUGCUGCAUACAUUAUUUUGGCUGUUUUGGGCUCUCAGUUCCGUUUAAAUAAAGAGGUCAAGAGUGCUGCCAUUCAGAGUAUCAUUCUCAACUGGUCUCGUGCUUCAGUUAAGAGCGGUUUCUCCUGUAUCACUCAGUUGGUCAAACUCGAUGACACUUUAGAGCCGUUUGAAAAGGAAGAUUGGGAUGCCAUCGAGAAGAUUCGUGCUAUCGACACUGAGAUUAACGCUUUGUCAGAGCAGUAUGAUAUUAGCCAGUUUAUUGUCAGAUGGGCUUUGUCUGUUUUGAAAUACUCUCCUGAAAAGAUUUACCUUGUGCAAUCAGUGCUUGCCAGUGGAAAGUUUGGUAUCAGCCAUGGUCUUGAUAUUGUGUUAAGAGCCAGUAUCAAGCUUGCUACUCAAGCUUCUGAUGCCAAUGUCAAGGAGCAACUUGUCAGUUUGUUUGAGUUUGUUCUUAGUUCUGAGGAAGGUGCCAAGGGUUUCAAAGAGGUACUUGCCAACGCCGGAGUUAGCUUUGAUCAACUUGAACUGGGCGUUCAGAGCUCGAUCCAAACCAAAUUUGCAUUUGUAAGAGGUCAAGAAGAAAGUGCUGCUGUUGAUGACGAUGUCGAAAUGACUCAAGCUGAAGAGCUGACUGCAACUGUGACUCUGACUGAGGAGUUGAAGUCCAGAUCUCCAGUAAAGGUUGCUUCAUUCUUGUCUCUUGAUACUAACAAGGAAUUCCGGGAACUGGUUAAUUUAUUCACCUUGGGAUUGCAAUCUUCUCAGAGCGACAUUCUCAAGUCAUUACAGAUUGAUGCAGAAUCACAGCCAUCAUUUUUGGUUAGAAUAUGGACUGGUGCUUAUGCCAAUCUUGCUAGAGUUCGUGCUUUGGAGUUGUUUAGUGCCAUUGUAGAAGAAAAUCCCUCUGUGGACUAUCAGGCUGUUAUCCCAUUUUUGCUUGUUGCUCUUUCCGACGAGUCGGAACGGGUUAGACGAGGUGCCAGUAGUAUCAUUCGCAGCUUGGCUACCAGAUAUCCUAUUAAGAAACCCACUGUUUGGGCUUUAGACAAUCUUUAUGGUGAAGGAGACCAGAGCUCAGAGGUGAAAUGGCUUACAUCAACUAACAUCAAGGUUUUGCUGAAUGAUGUUCUUUUGCCUAAUAUUGACGAGUGCUACUUGGAUGCCGAUUAUAUCUCCAAACGUAUUGGAGAGGUUGCUUCUGAUAAGGAAUUUAAGUCUUUGCAAGAACCUCUACUUACCUUUUUGACUAGUCACGUUCUGUCAAUGAAACUUCCUCAAAUGAAGGUCAGCUUGCUGCAAAUUUUGAGAAAGUGGGCCAAGUCCAGCUCUACCUCUAAGCUUCUGACUCCUUUGCUUACGUCUUGGAUUGACGAACGAGACACUUGGGUCAGUAUCUGUGAGGAGGAGAGAGUAUCAUUUGAUAAGCUUGAGACUGCUGUUGUCAGUAUUGUGUCGUCUGGAGAAAAGAGUGGAAUCGCAUUCUUGGAGCAAGCCAUUCGCUCCUCGUCUAAUUUGAGUGACAAGGCUGGCCAAAGACUUGUUUAUCUGUGGAAAUCAGCUGCUUUGAAACCAGAUACUCAACUUGGUCUGCUAAGAUUCUUAUCAGAUGUUGCUGUUGAUGAAUCGAUAACUUAUGAUAGUUUGGAAGUUUUAAACAACAUUGAGAUCACCACACCUCACUUUGUUUCUCUUUUGGAUGAUUGCAAGUUGGAAAGAGACAGUGCUGCCGCUAAUAGCUCUGGUUCCAGAAGUGGUACUGCAUCUCCUGCUGUUCCCAAGAGACGAAGAAGAAGCAGUAACUCAUCGAGAGAAAAGUUCAGAGGUAGCGAGCUCAUCUCUUUUGCCGAAAAGCAUUUGCGUAAAUUGACAGUUAUUUUGGAGCUCCUUGACAAGAACAAGUCAGAGGGACCCAGUUGCAUGACCCUAUUGUCUCAAUUGUUCACUAUUCUUGGUGAAAUCUUGUCUUUAGGAGCUGAUUCUAACUUGCCAUCUCUUUACACAGAACAGCUGUUGGCCAAUUGUAUGAUAUCGGCUGUUGAACAACUCAAGCACCAAAGACACACCAAAAUAGACUCUGCUCUUGUCCGAGUCGACAUUAUUGUGUCUUGCAUUCGCUCUUCAUCGAGUCCUCAGGUUCAAAACAGAUUCCUGUUGCUUGUUGCUAGUCUUGCUGAGCUUGCUCCUGAAGUUGUUCUCCAUAGUGUUAUGCCUAUUUUCACAUUCAUGGGUGCCAACACCGUUAGACAGGACGAUGAGUUUUCUGCACAUGUUAUUCAACAGACCAUUUCACAAGUUAUCCCAGCUCUUGUUUCUAACAACAAUGGAACUAGUAAUGAAGAGAUUGAGUUCUUGUUGCUCAGUUUUGUUGCGGCAUUUGCUCAUAUCCCUCGUCACAGAAGAGUCAAGCUGUUUGGUGCUCUUGUUAGAACCUUGAAGCCCGAGGCCAGUCUUCACAAGUUGCUCAUUUUGUUUGGCAACAAGUAUUCUGAGGCCAAGAUUAAGAGAAAGUCGGCUGACCUCAAGUCGUAUGUUCAAUUUGGAACUACUUUUGUAAGAUCGUUUACUGUAGUUGACCAAGUCACUGCUAUCAGAAACUUCCUUGCUGUUUCGGAAUCGAUUCCUUUGACAGAGGGUGAGACUCCCAGCGAAGGUGGUCAACUCUUUACAGCUCUCACCAAUGGCAAUGGUACCAAUGUUACUGACAAUGCCACUCUCAAAGCUAAUGUGUACGAAUUCUUGACUAAUGUAUUUGGUGAUGAUGACAUUGUUGGCGGGUAUCCAUCACUUAGAGCUCAAAUUCUUAAAGAGGAAGCUGACAAGGCUGUCGUCAUGGAUAUUUGUUCUGAGAUUAUCGAGCAACUCUUGAAGACAAGAAAGGCCACUUCUGAUAAUACCGAGCUUUCUGCCGUUCCUUCUCUCGCAGAGAACAUUUUCAACUUCUUGGGCAAGAUGUUAGAGGUGCUUCCUAUGGGCAGUUUUGUGGAGGUUGUCGAGUCGUUACUUGCUAGUUCAGAUAUUGACGUCAAGGUCCAUCUUUUGGCUCUUGUGCAAAGCAAGUUUGAUGUCGAGUUGUCCACUGAUGAAGAUGCUGUGAAGGCUGCUAUCAACUGUACUGCAUUGUUGAAAAACUAUCUGUCAUCUACUGAAGAUGCCCAUAUUAUUCAGCUUGUUCUUGACGACUUGGAUGUCAUUAUUGCCAAAUUCGGCUCUCAAAUGAGCCCUGAAGAGCUGCUCGCUGCAUUGACUGCUAUUGUUGGUGAGCGUGGACUAUUGAACAGCGAUAUCAAGGUAUUUGUUGCAGCUGUUGCUGCCUCCAGCAGUAUCUCAACUGUUCUGGGUGCAAGAAUGAUUGGUUUGUUUGGCAAGAUCGUACCAGUUGUGUUCAAGAGAUUCGAAACCAGCUUGGCUCUGGAAAACAAGGACGAUGCAAAGUUGAUUCAAUUGGCUACUUUUGGUCUUGUAUCUGGUCUUGUUAAGAGAAUCCCCUCGUUUAUGACCUCGUCAGUUAAGAAAGUUUUCGAAUUUGUGCUUGUUAGCAAUGCCACUACUGUUGAUGUCCGAACUCGUGUGAUGGAUGUUAUCCGAAACAACAUUGAAGACAAGCAGGUAAUCUCGGCCCUGACUGGUACCUGGAAAUAUGCUGUUGACAAUGGAAUGGACUCUAUCAACAUUUUCCUUGACAGUCUUGACAAGGUUAUUGACGUUAGUCCUAAGAAGGUUGUUUCGUCACAAUCGUCGAUUAUCAUUGGCUUCUUGUUGCAAGCAUUUGAAGUCCGAGGCCAAGGCAACUAUGGAAAGGAGGAUACCAACCGUAUUGAAGCCAAGGCUGUUUCCAGUGCUAUUAAAGUCAUUAUGAAACUCAACGACAAGACCUUCCAACCCUUCUACUUGGAAGCUUGA
Sugiyamaella lignohabitans is the source of this 4008-nucleotide messenger RNA. RefSeq names its product Utp10p (gene UTP10). The record is from RefSeq and is a predicted model, not a curated record. NCBI's taxonomy places the organism in Eukaryota, Fungi, Ascomycota, Dipodascomycetes, Dipodascales, Trichomonascaceae. Gene Ontology annotation, biological process: maturation of SSU-rRNA from tricistronic rRNA transcript (SSU-rRNA, 5.8S rRNA, LSU-rRNA); positive regulation of transcription by RNA polymerase I. Gene Ontology annotation, cellular component: t-UTP complex; small-subunit processome; 90S preribosome. The transcript is spliced from 2 exons. Gene Ontology annotation, molecular function: snoRNA binding. Bases 1 to 4008 code for a protein of 1335 amino acids.